AUGAGUUUCAUAUCUAUCACCCCCGAUAACUUUCCUAAAAAAAGUGUGGGCGUCGCCAUUGGAGAAUUUGUGUUGGACUUAGCUGCCAUAGCGAAUGAAGGCUAUUUUCAGGGCUUUGAUGCCAGCUGUUUUAAUGAGUCUACGCUCAACAAGUUUAUGGCUCAAGGCCCUCGAGCGUGGGCCUUGGCGCGCGCGACCGUGCAGCGCCUGCUAUCUGCUAAUGAGCCCAAGCUUCGAGACGAUGAGGUGCUUUGGAAGCGUGCGUUGAUCCCUGCUCAAAACGUUUGUAUGCAUUUGCCGGCCGAGGUGGGUGACUACACGGAUUUCUUUUCGUCGCGCGAACAUGCCACCAAUGUUGGACGCAUGUUUCGCGGAGAAGACAAUGCACUCCAACCUUACUGGCUUCAUUUACCCGUGGGCUACCACGGCCGCUCAUUUUCAAUUAUUGUAUCCGGCACCAAUGUUCGUCGUCCGUGUGGUCAAUUGCAGGCUGACAAGACAGACCCUUCUAAAGGAUCUGUUUACGGUCCUUGUCGUGUGCUUGACUUCGAGCUUGAGAUGGUCCGCCAAACAACCUUGGUGAACCGAUCACAAUGA
Messenger RNA from Plasmopara halstedii, 597 nucleotides. Its product is annotated as fumarylacetoacetase. The transcript is spliced from 4 exons. The record is from RefSeq and is a predicted model, not a curated record. NCBI's taxonomy places the organism in Eukaryota, Oomycota, Peronosporomycetes, Peronosporales, Peronosporaceae. Gene Ontology annotation, molecular function: fumarylacetoacetase activity. Bases 1 to 597 code for a protein of 198 amino acids. Gene Ontology annotation, biological process: L-phenylalanine catabolic process; L-tyrosine catabolic process; homogentisate catabolic process.